Molecule: messenger RNA, 3386 nt
Organism: Oncorhynchus tshawytscha (Chinook salmon)
Lineage: Eukaryota; Metazoa; Chordata; Actinopteri; Salmoniformes; Salmonidae
Product: voltage-dependent calcium channel gamma-2 subunit-like
Exons: 4
Coding region: 1817-2800 (327 amino acids)
Biological process (GO): transmission of nerve impulse; neurotransmitter receptor internalization; postsynaptic neurotransmitter receptor diffusion trapping
Cellular component (GO): voltage-gated calcium channel complex; AMPA glutamate receptor complex; postsynaptic density membrane
Molecular function (GO): channel regulator activity; voltage-gated calcium channel activity
Source: RefSeq, a predicted model, not a curated record
AGCAUCGGUGGACGAGCACUGUAGCCUACUAAAGCCAGAGUAUAGCAUCAGUCAAUGUGGGAAGAAAAUAUUCUCAUAAUCUUCAGCACUACAGUCAGCAUUCAAACACUGACAUAAACCAUCGUUUUAGAGGAGAAAACUUAAAUUAAAUGCAUAGCGCUGACACUGACAUCCAGAAUAUACGGACUCCAAUUUGCGCCCCUCUCAACGGCUCUGUGGAUCGGUGCUGUUGGGUCGGCGUGGCGUGCUCUCGGUCUCUUCCUCCGGUUGUGUAAUAUUUUUCUAGCCCAGCCACACACUCCUACACCCUCAGAAGAAAAACUCCGCUGUCAUCUGAACGAACAAGGGAAGGAACAGGGAUUGGAACAUAUACUGUCGUUUUUUGCUUUGAUUUGCAACUGAGUUUUCUAUCAGAUUAUUUUCGAUUUACAUGGCGCAAGGGCUAUGCAAGUGGGAAGGUUCUGGUUCCGGUUCUGGGUGUGAUACAACCGUGCAUUUGGAUAUCCAAGUAACAACAGUAUUAACAGUGGUACUAAAACGGAUCAGUUCCAGCGGCAUCCCCAACUCCUCUUUCUCCUCUUCCCGGCUCUAUGUCGAGUAAUGGUCGGCUUGCCUUGCUGGAUGCACCCCGCUCUCUCCGGAUCGUCGACUGCACCCUUUCCAACCGCAAAUCCCCAUUUUCAGCGGAAACCUUCAAAGAGCUAAGGGCUACAUAUGGAAACUGGGGAUCAGAAUUUUAGGAAAAAGGGAAUCUAGCGUUUGUUUCAUUUGUUUUCGACCUGAUUUAUCUGUUUCUUUACCAAUUAAUUGAUUUAUUCAUUGGGCUUGAUUUCUUUAUUCCAUUGUUGGUUGAUUUAUCAAAUUGAUGCAAGCCCUAUAGUAUUUUACUUUCUUAUAUAAUAUAGACCCCAGGAAUAUUUUCAUUUGUUUCCACUGGACUUGAAUCGUCCAUUUAUUUACAAUUGCUUUUCUUAUUUUCCAUGUCCUUCAUUUCCCGUCCCUGUUUCUCUCCUUGCUUUUCCACCUUGACUAUAAUAGCCCUGACAUAGUGUUAUUCAAACAUAACUAAACAUAAAAUAUAUACAAAUUCAACAUUAUAUGCCAACAAUAAUUGUCAUUAAUUUCGCAACCAAGAGACGUAUUGACUUGCCAGGCAGGAUUGUUGUAAGCCUACCAUUACUCUAACACCACUCUUCUCUUCAUCCAUUUCAGCUCAUAUUCAUUCAGUGCUGUCCAUAAAAUAGUACUUAUCUGCUAAUCUUGCACAUCAAGAAACACAUUGCCAGCGAUCUACAUGUGUUAAAUGCUACAUUGUAAAGCAUGAGACAAAAGCUAAUCUCAAAGCGUAAUAGCCUACUGAAUUUUGAUUGAGGCUAUCCCAUUUUUCCAUUUAUAUUACACUCUCUCUACCUAUCACUUACUGUGAUUGUAUAUUAUACAUAAUAUUAUCUUUACAUUAGUAGGUUUAUGCUGCAACUGCCAGUGUAGGCUAGUUGUAGUCAUAGGGAUAACAGUUGACGCUAUAGUCCAUUUUAGAGGCCAUUAGCUUGUCCAUAAUCCCUAUAUUUGGGGUAACAUUUAGUAAGAACCCAUCUGGGGAGAGAGACACUGCGUCCUCCUCCACAAACUACCCUAAAAGACAACCCAAUUUCUCUUAGUCAGUCCUCACCCAAACGCAACCAUAAGGUUCCUACCGCAUCCACCUCCUUCCCCCUCCUUUCGCUCAAAUAUAUCCCAUUUUUUUAGUUUGGUUUGGUCCCGUAAAUUUUCAAAUAUUUAUUUCCUAUAUAUCAAGAGGAAAGGGGGUCCCCCUUUCAUGGAAUGCGGAAAUAUGGGUCUGUUUGACCGCGGAGUUCAGAUGCUAUUGACCACGGUCGGCGCAUUUGCCGCCUUCAGUCUCAUGACCAUCGCGGUUGGCACGGACUACUGGCUGUACUCGCGCGGCACGUGCAAGUCAAAGUCGGUCAGCGAUAACGAGACCAGCAAGAAGAACGAAGAGGUGAUGACCCAUUCGGGAUUGUGGAGGACGUGUUGCUUAGAAGGGAACUUUAAAGGGAUGUGUAAACAGAUAGAUCACUUUCCUGAGGACACGGACUAUGAAGCGGACCCCUCUGAGUACUUCUUACGUGCGGUGCGAGCUUCCAGCAUCUUCCCCAUCCUCAGUGUCAUCCUGCUCUUCAUGGGAGGCCUGUGUAUAGCUGCCAGCGAGUUCUACAAGUCACGCCACAACAUCAUCCUCAGCGCAGGGAUCUUCUUUGUGUCUGCAGGCCUGAGCAACAUCAUCGGCAUCAUCGUGUACAUAUCAGCCAACGCAGGGGACCCCUCUAAGAGCGACUCGAAGAAGAACAGCUACUCCUACGGCUGGUCCUUCUACUUCGGAGCCCUGUCCUUCAUAAUGGCCGAGAUGGUGGGCGUCCUGGCAGCCCACAUGUUCAUCGACCGCCAUCGGCAGCUCCGGGCAGGGGCCAGGGCUGCCGACUACCUCCAGGCCUCGGCCAUCACACGCAUCCCAUCCUACCGUUACCGCUACCGACGCCGCUCGCGCUCCUCCUCCCGGUCCACAGACCCCUCGCACUCCCGCGACACCUCGCCUGUGGGCCUCAAGGGCUUCAGCGCGCUACCCUCUACAGAGAUCUCCAUGUACACGCUGCCCCGGGACACCCUGAAGGCCGGGGGCACGCCGACCGCCACCUUCAACUCGGAGAGGGACCAUACCUUCCUGCAGGUCCACAACUGUAUUCAGAAGGAAAAAGACUCGGCCAACACCAACACAGCCAACCGCCGCACCACACCAGUAUGAGGGAGCCCUGAGAGCAGAGCCCGGGGGAGCGAAGGCAGGGAGGCCCCCACCCAGGUCUCUAAUAUACCAAUGGCCAGGAUGAGUUUCCAUCUUUAUAGAGAUUGAUGAUUUUAUUUCAUUCAACUGCAUGAUUUUCCCAUCUACCAUUGUUGAGAGAGUCUAAAGGGGUUUGUUGGGUUCCUUUGGAGUAAAUGGUUGUACUGGGAGAAUGGGGCAGAUUGUCCUUAGAGACUGAGUCAUUUUAAUGGGUGGGGAUGGGUGAUGAGGGUGGAGCACUGAAAGGGAGGGUUUUGAUUUAAAUUUGAUUCAUGAUUUCAUAACCUUUCGGUUUUGCCAGUUUGGCUCCACAGUUUUGGUGGUGCAACAUGCUGCUGUACUUUCCCAUCAUACCACCUGCCAUAUGCCUCUGAUUUGUUGUCAUAUUUAUUCAUUUAUUUAUUUUCUGUAUUAAAACUGUGAAUUUUUGCAGCUUGGGGUUCAGUAAGAAUUCGCCCAGUCUGUAAACUCUAACAAAGGUACUAUAUGUGUAUUACAUUUAUAAAUAAAUGAUUAAGUUAAUAAUCAAGAGAUACAGACUUUACUGAAG